UCCGGUCUGUAACCGCUAUGUCCUAGGGAAAGAAAAAAAACUAAAUCCGCUGCACCGCGACGCUCCAUCUAUUUCGGACUUGUCGGGGGUCUGAGAUAUAGUUCCAGGGGCUCCGGAGACAACAUGUCCGAGCGCAGGUAACCCUUCCCCGGAACCCGGCCCGACGGAAGACGGAGCGGAGCAAAUGGAGAGGCCGGCGAGGCUGCUGCUCUCGUCCGAGCUGCGCGUCCGAAACGUCGGCCACGAAGUGAGCCUGUGUCGGUCGGUGCUCACCUGGAAGAGGCAGGCCUCCAGCCCGGUGUACCACCCGUUCAGACCCAGCGUGUGUCGCAGUGUGUGCGUGUCGGAGAUCAUCAGCGUCCGAGAGGAAGAGGAGGAGAGCAGCAGGGAAGAUGGCAGCUGGAAGAAGAUUCGAGACUGCAGGCGGUCUUUUACAGUAUUGUACGUGGAGAGGGGUCGGCAGCACCGCUGGCAGUGCGCUGAAGUCACCUUCACGUGUCCAGAGGUGGCGCUGUGUCAUCGCUGGGUGGGCGUGAUCAGAGAGCAGCUGGCAGCCAUCGCCAGCAGACCCAAGCAGCUGCUGGUCUACAUCAAUCCGUACAGCGGCAAGCGUCAGGCCAAGCGCGUCUACCAGCAGAAGGUGGCGCCGUUGUUCGCCCUCGCCGACAUCAGCGCGCACGUCAUCGUGACCGAGUACGCCAACCACGCCAGAGACCACCUGAGGAAGGAGGCGGAGCUUCACAAGUUUGACGGCGUGGUGUGCGUCGGCGGCGACGGCAUGUUCAGCGAGGUCGUCCACGGCCUGAUCUGGCGCACGCAGAAAGACGCCGGCGUCGACGUCGACCGUCCCGACCAGACGCUGGUCGGCUGCUCGCUGCGCAUCGGAAUCAUCCCCGCAGGCUCCACAGACUGCAUCUGCUUCGCGACGGUCGGCACCAACGACCCCGUGACGUCUGCGCUACACAUCAUAGUGGGUGACUCUCAGCCGAUGGACGUGUGCUCGGUCCACCACAACAACGCCUUCCUCCGCUACUCCGUCUCUCUGCUCGGAUACGGUUUCUACGGCGAUGUGCUGACAGACAGCGAGAGGAAGCGAUGGAUGGGCCCGGCGAGAUACGACCUGGCAGGUCUGAAGAUGUUCCUGACUCAUCAUUACUACGAGGGGACCGUGUCCUACCUGCCAGCCAGUGGCAUCAUGGGAGCGCCAAGGGACGCCUCCAGGUGUCGAUCAGGCUGUUCGGUCUGUCGGGACAACAGGAAGCUUUUGUCAGAGAGAGCUGAGAUGUACGAGGCGGAUCAGCUGUCGGACAGUGAAAGUGGCAGUGGCUGGCGGACCAUCCGAGGCAAGUUCCUGGCAAUAAACGCCGCCAGCAUGAGCUGUGCUUGUCCUCGCAGCCCUAAAGGCCUCUCACCUGCUGCACACCUUGCCGACGGCACCACUGACCUCAUCCUGGUCCGAAAGUGUUCCCGCUUUAACUUCCUCAGACACCUCCUGAGACACACCAGCAAAGACGAUCAGUUUGACCUCUCCUUUGUGGAGGUGCACCGGGUGCGCCGGUUCCGCUUUACGCCACGCCACUGCCAGAGCGACUCAGACCUGGAGCUGGACCUACUGGGGAACGGCAAACACCAAAUUUUCAGCCAGAUCUGCCGGGACCAUCCGGCCUGUGGCUGCUCACCCGCCUUCAGCAACUGGAACUGCGAUGGCGAGAUCCUGACCCACACGGCCAUCGAUGUCAGAGUGCACUGCCAGCUCAUCAAGCUGUUUGCACGAGGCAUCGAGGAACCAGCUAUGUUUGACGACCUCACUCCCGCCUCUUCCAUGUAGACCUCAGAACGUCUGGGACUGGCGACACCUCGUCCCUUUGUCUUACAUUGAACGGGUCUGGUUGGUUCUGUUUAGUUAGAAAUACACAAAUACUAGAUGAGGACCUGAACCAGCCCUGAAAGCAACUAAGUAACGUUGACUUCUAAAAGUCCAGUCCCAAGAGUUUGAAGUCUUGAGUCUCAUCAAGUGUUUAGUCCUGGUCUGAGGCAGAUUCCAGUCAAACAAGAAGUCCGGCUUAAGCAAAGUCUGAUUGCAGAGUCUGUUGUUUCCGUUGGGUUUUUAUUCCAGUCCAAAUGUUCAAGUCAAAGCUGGUUUUUGUCUUGGACUGGUCUAGACCUGAUCUAGAUGACUUAGACCCUGCUCCUAGUCUCUUGUGAUCCUCAUUAAUCCUAUCAGUCUCUUUGCAGAACGUCUGGGACUGGCGACACCUCGUCCCUUUGUCUUACAUUGAACGGGUCUGGUUGGUUCUGUUUAGUUAGAAAUACACAAAUAUCUAGAUGAGGAACUGAACCAGCCCUGAAAGCAACUAAGUAAUGUUGACUUCUAAAAGUCCAGUCCCAAGAGUUUGAAGUCUUGAGUCUCAUCAAGUGUUUAGUCCUGGUCUGAGGCAGAUUCCAGUCAAACAAGAAGUCCGGCUUAAGCAAAGUCUGAUUGCAGAGUCUGUUGUUUCCGUUGGGUUUUUAUUCCAGUCCAAAUGUUCAAGUCAAAGCUGGUUUUUGUCGUGGACUGGUCUAGACCUGAUCUAGAUGACUUAGACUCUGCUCCUAGUCUCUUGUGAUCCUCAUAUAUCCUUUGCAGAACGUCUGGGACUGGCGACACCUCGUCCCUUUGUCUUACAUUGAACGGGUCUGGUUGGUUCUGUUUAGUUAGAAAUACACAAAUAUCUAGAUGAGGAACUGAACCAGCCCUGAAAGCAACUAAGUAACGUUGACUUCUAAAAGUCCAGUCCCAAGAGUUUGAAGUCUUGAGUCUCAUCAAGUGUUUAUUCCUGGUUUGAGGCAGAUUCCAGUCAAACAAGAAGUCUGGCUUAAGCAAAGUCUGAUUGCAGAGUCUGUUGUUUCCGUUGGGUUUUUAUUCCAGUCCAAAUGUUCAAGUCAAAGCUGGUUUUUGUCUUGGACUGGUCUAAACCUGAUCUAGAUGACUUAGACUCUGCUCCUAGUCUCUUGUGAUCCUCAUAUAUCCUGUCAGUCUCUUUGCAGAACGUCUGGGACUGGCGACACCUCGUCCCUUUGUCUUACAUUGAACGGGUCUGGUUGGUUCUGUUUAGUUAGAAAUACACAAAUAUCUAGAUGAGGAACUGAACCAGCCCUGAAAGCAACUAAGUAACGUUGACUUCUAAAAGUCCAGUCCCAAGAGUUUGAAGUCUUCAAUCAAUCAAUGUUUAUUUAUAUAGCCCUAAAUCACAAGUGUCUCAAAGGGCUGUACAAGCCACAACGACAGUCUUGAGUCUCAUCAAGUGUUUAGUCCUGAUCUGAGGCAGAUUCCAGUCAAACAAGAAGUCCGGCUUAAGCAAAGUCUGAUUGCAGUGUCUGUUGUUUCCGUUGGGUUUUUAUUCCAGUCCAAAUGUUCAAGUCAAAGCUGGUUUUUGUCUUGGACUGGUCUAGACCUGAUCUAAAUGACUUAGACCCAGCUCCUAGUCUCUUGUGAUCCUCAUGAAUCCUAUCAGUCUCUUUGCAGAACGUCUGGGACUGGCGACACCUCGUCCCUUUGUCUUACAUUGAACGGGUCUGGUUGGUUCUGUUUAGUUAGAAAUACACAAAUAUCUAGAUGAGGAACUGAAUCAGCCCUGAAAGCAACUAAGUAACGUUGACUUCUAAAAGUCCAGUCCCAAGAGUUUGAAGUCUUGAGUCUCAUCAAGUGUUUAGUCCUGGUCUGAGGCAGAUUCCAGUCGAACAACAACAAGGUCUGAUUGCAGAGUUUAUGUUGUUUCCGUUGGGUUUUUAUUCCAGUCCAAAUGUUCAAGUCAAAGCUGGUUUUUGUCUUGGACUGGUCUAGACCUGAUCUAAAUGACUUAGACUCUGCUCCUAGUCUUUUGUGAUCCUCAUGAAUCCUAUCAGUCUCUUUGGUUUUGUUAAUCAAGCCCGUCUCUGAUUUGAUUCUUAAUUUCUGUUUGUAUCUUUGAUGGUCACUGCUGUCAGUCAAAAAGGUCACUUUUGUAGCGUGUCACUUUGGAGGGUCGGCAUAGUCCUGACUUCAACCGCACAAGAGUCACUCCUAAAACCUCUCUAUUUAAGUUGGUCUGUUACGUUUUCAAGGAGCGCCGAGGCUCCUUACUCUUAGGGUCACGCCUUCCUCAAGGUGCCAGGUGACCCGGCGCCGAGACCCGCGCGUAGCUUUCAAGUCGGCCUACGAGCGCUUCAGUCUCUUCGAUAUGCAAAUGAGGUCGGACAGAGCAAAGUCCGAACAAAACCGACAGGUGAGACGCCGCUCUCUGGCGUCACGGUGUGCGGUCAUCUACAUGUAGCGCUGAUGUUUGUGUAGCUCCUCAGAUCACCUUAGACCGUAGCGUACAUGUCACCAUGAGUUUUCCUGAAGAUGUUCCCAAGUUCUGGUCCAAAGACCAAAAGGAAGUCCACAUCUUUUUUAAUUUAGCUUUGAUUACAUCCACGUUGCUAGCGUAGGUGUUCUUUCGCAUGUCAGUUAUGCAACUUAACAAAUGCUGGACCCCCAUCCCUGUAGACCUGUACUAUGGACAAGUAGACCCCCAACUCUGCUGUAGCCUCUUGUCUCAUGUCAGAAUAAAAACCUGUCAGCUCCU
Messenger RNA from Entelurus aequoreus (snake pipefish), 4586 nucleotides. RefSeq names its product ceramide kinase-like. Gene Ontology annotation, molecular function: kinase activity. The record is from RefSeq and is a predicted model, not a curated record. The transcript has 14 exons. Lineage: Eukaryota; Metazoa; Chordata; Actinopteri; Syngnathiformes; Syngnathidae. Bases 185 to 1828 code for a protein of 547 amino acids.